Thermothelomyces thermophilus ATCC 42464 is the source of this 1446-nucleotide messenger RNA. RefSeq lists its product as uncharacterized. Lineage: Eukaryota; Fungi; Ascomycota; Sordariomycetes; Sordariales; Chaetomiaceae. The coding region runs from base 272 to 1414 and encodes 380 amino acids. The record is from RefSeq and is a predicted model, not a curated record. The transcript has 4 exons.
AGGCCCCAGGGACCCUGCAGGAUUCCGGGGCCCCAAGGCUCGGGUUCCAGAGCCCGUUUGCCCGACAACAGUGAUCCAAGGAAAAACCAGGCAGUUCAAGCUCACAUUCCGCAUCUGUGAUACCAAUUGCCUGAUCGUGGACAUCGGCGCUUUCGUUUCGCCCGGCCCCAUCCCCUCUUCAGCCUCGUCGCAGUGUUCCCCUCCUUCCCCGCAUCACCAGAAACGCGACAAGGAACGCGACAAGGUUCUCUCGUUCCGCGCAGAAACCACCAUGGCCGACGCGCCAGUGGAGAGGGUCCUGAGCGUUGGCGGACACGAUAUCGGCUAUCCGCACGGGCACUUGGGGCACUUGACCGAAGACGAGGCCAAUCGGUUGCAGCAAUUCAAGAACUAUCUUGAAGAGAAGGGCUUGUACAAGCCUGGCCCUCCGCCGUCCCAUGACGACCAGACACUACUGCGCUUCCUCCGAGCUCGCAGAUGGUCGGUGAACGACGCGUACGGGCAGUUCAAGGACACCGAGGAAUGGCGCCGGGCGAACCAGCUCGAAGUCCUCUACGACACGAUCGAUGUGGAUGCGUAUGAACAGACGAGGAAUCUAUACCCUCAAUGGACAGGAAGGCGAGAUAGGAGAGGCAUCCCGCUCUACCUCUUCCAGAUCCGCCAUCUCGACUCCAAAACCGUCUCGAGCUACGAGAAAGAGGCCGAGGCGGCAAACGUCAGCAAAGCCCAGACCGACGGCAGCACCCCGCAGCGCCUGCUCCGCCUCUUUGCCCUGUACGAGAACCUCACCCGGUUCGCGCAGCCGCUCUGCACCGAGAUGACGGACCGCCCGCACCCGAGCACGCCCAUCACCCUCAGCACCAACAUCGUCGACGUCUCGCAGGUGUCGCUGCGCAUGUUCUGGAACCUCAAGGCGCACAUGCAGGCGGCCUCGACGCUCGCGACGGCGCACUACCCGGAGACGCUCGACCGCAUCUUCAUCAUCGGCGCCCCGUACUUCUUCAGCACCGUCUGGGGCUGGAUCAAGCGCUGGUUCGACCCCAUCACCGUCUCCAAGAUCUUCAUCCUCAACCCGAACGAGGUCAAGUCGACGCUCGAGGAGUUCAUCGAGCCGCGCAACAUCCCCAAGCAGUACGGCGGCGAGCUCGACUUCGACUUCUUCGACCGGCCCAACGUCGAUCCCCACAUCAAGGAGGCCCUCACGUGGGAGAACGGGUACACCGACUUCCCCGAGGGCCCCGCCUACUGGGUGCCCGUGGAUGGCGGGCGCAAGCUGGCUUGCUUGGCGGUGGGGAGCAAGAAUGGCAAGGAGAGGAGGGAGACGGUGUGCACCAUCCCGGUGGCGUCCUUCAAGGGCGAUGCCGCCGCCAAGGACGCUUCCGCCGCCGCGGCCGGUGCCGUCAACGGGGCUUAGAAACUGCCCGGUCGCUGGUGUUAAUGUGUGGG